GGCGGCUUUUUUUUUGCUGUGGAGCCAAAUGCAGUUGGCGCGCCGACGUGAAAACCAGUUAAGCGCGUUGACUCCGCUAAAGCACAUCGUGCAGCUCGUCGUUCGUGUGUAAUUUUUAACAUAGCAAAAAAGCACCAAAAAAGAAAGACAAGACGUAGAAGGAGCUGUUUUUUAAGUAACGGCAAAAACCACCCCUAACUUAAACAGAUUUUUAUUUGGGCGCAAAAACACAAAAUUUCAACUCAAAUCUUGCACUCAAACAAAGUCAAUGCCGGCUGUGGAAGGCAUUCAGAACAGACAGAGUAAAGAGGCGAGAGACAGACACGCAGAGAGCGAGUGAAAGAGAAAGAAUUAUAGACAGCAGCAGUUAUACCGGCUAAUACUAUCAACAGCAGCAGCAGUAGCAACAACAACAGCAGCUGAACAUCAUCGUCAUCAUCAACAUCAUUAGCUCAAUCAUCAUCAUCCUCAUCGUCGUAGUCGUCGUCGCCGUCGUCGUCUACAGGCCUAGCUAGAUUAUCCAUCAGAUACAAACGUGGAGAGUCGUCCUUUUGCAUCGCAACGGUUGCUCGACUGUCAGUUUCAAGCGAAACACGAACGCGUUUGCACGCAGGCCGGCGCAACACACCGAGCCAGUUCACAAAAUAAUCACAAGAGAAAAAGCGAAAAUAACUAUAAUACCAAAUAACAAAAAAAAAAAAAACUAUAUUUAGAGUAAACAAACUUUGAAGCCAGUGUUAUGCAGUGUCGUCAGUGUUGCAAAACAACCAAAAACUAUUCAGUGACAAAUUAGUUGCGAGAACUUUGACAUAUCUUAAAACAAAAAAAUCAAAUAAAAACUAAGGAAAAGAAGAUUAUUAUUAUUAUAUAUAAAACAUUAUAUAUACCAUAUACCCAUACACCGAUCCAUUGAAAAUUGAAAAUGGUUAUGUCGGAGCUACACUGGCGCACAGCUAGUCCCGAGGAUAAUAACAAUUCCUUAAAGCAUGAUCUAUUAAAGGCGAACAACAAUAACGCCCGAGACGUUGCUGCCGUUCAUAUGAUGCAAAAUCGAUACAUCAGCCGACUGUCGCGCUCGCCUUCGCCACUGCAAUCGAACGCUUCCGAUUGUGAUGACAACAACUCGAGUGUGGGCACCUCCAGCGAUCGCUGUCGCUCGCCGCUGAGUCCAGCGCUGUUGCUCACCCAGCAGCAGGCCAAGCGACAGUUGCUCUCGAUGCAGCCGCAUCCGGCGCACCAUCACAAUCACAAUCACAACCACAAUCACAAUCAUAAUCAUCUGCAGCAGACGUACAAGCAGGAGCAGCAGGAUGAGGACUAUGAUGAUGCCAAUGGCGGUGCACUCAAUCUGACCAGCGAUAAUUCACGGCACAGCACUCAGAGUCCGGCGAAUUCGGUCAAAUCGACAGCGGGCACACCGCCGGCUCAGCUGGCGGCACCGCUCGUCUCGCCUGUACUGCCGCCCACCGUUGCCACGCCCACUUCUAUGGCAGCCGCCGCCGCAGCUGCCGCUGCAAUGGCUAACAGCAUGCAGCCGGGUCUUGGCUUGGCCUUACCCGGCCUGUCCUCGCCUCAGCUGGCGGCUGCCGGCCUGGCUCUGAAUCCUCUGCUGGCCGGCUCCAUUUCGCAACAGGAUUUCGCUCAGCUCCAGCAGGUGCUGCAGCAGCGACAGGUCGCACUGCAGCAGCAGUUCAAUAGCUAUAUGGAACUGUUGCGCAGCGGCUCGCUGGGUCUCUCGCAGGACGAUCCGGCGCUGGCUGGUCAGAUCGCUACCGCUCAGUUCCUGAUGCAGAGCCAGCUGCAGGCGCUGGCCCAGGCCACACAGCAGCUGCAGGCGCUGCAGAAGCAACAGGAGACGCUGAGCAUGUGCAAAUCGCCGCUGCAGCAGCCGCGCAGCUCGACGCCCCAUUCACGGAGUCCGGCUGCCGUGCGCAGUCCGGCCAGCUCGCCGCAUCAGCCGCUGCAGAUAACGCCGCCCAAUUCGGCGGCCAGUUUGAAGCUGAGCGGCAUGCUAACGCCCAGCACGCCCACCAGCCACUCGCACCCGCAUGGCCACGCCCACACGCACAGUCAGGUCACGCCGCAGCCCAAAACGGUGGCCAGUGCGGCAGCGGCGCGUGCAGCCGGCGAGCCCUCGCCCGAAGAGACAACAGAUCUGGAGGAGCUGGAACAGUUUGCCAAGACCUUCAAGCAGCGACGCAUCAAGCUGGGCUUCACCCAGGGCGAUGUGGGCCUGGCCAUGGGCAAGCUGUACGGCAAUGAUUUCUCGCAGACCACCAUCUCGCGCUUCGAGGCGCUCAAUCUGAGCUUCAAGAACAUGUGCAAGCUGAAGCCCCUGCUCCAGAAGUGGCUGGAUGAUGCGGAUCGCACGAUUCAGGCCACCGGCGGCGUCUUCGAUCCGGCUGCCCUGCAGGCCACGGUCAGCACGCCGGAAAUAAUUGGACGUAGACGCAAAAAGCGUACGUCGAUCGAGACAACGAUUCGCGGUGCUUUGGAGAAGGCCUUCAUGGCCAAUCAGAAGCCCACCUCCGAGGAGAUCAGCCAGCUGGCCGAUCGUCUGGGCAUGGAGAAGGAAGUGGUGCGUGUUUGGUUCUGCAAUCGCCGGCAGAAGGAGAAACGCAUCAAUCCCUCGCUCGACAGUCCCACGGGCGCCGAUGACGACGAGUCGUCCUACAUGCUCCACUAGAGACCCGGUGCGAACCCAUCUCUACGAAUGGAACACAAACACAGUGCAAUGUGCGCAGACCAUAGAGAACAAACGCGCACAGCUUAACUAAUUUAAAGCAGGUUCAAAGUCGCAAAACACAUCAAAUAUUAGCAUAAUUCUUCACUAUGAUUCGGUUUCACGCACCAAUCGCACACACAUAUAUGAGCACACACACACAUGUGUGUGUGUGUGUGAGUGGUUUGUUUUAUGUUAACUAUUAUUCGUAUUUAUUGUAACAAAUUAUAAUAUAAAUAUAUAAAUAUAAAAUUGAGCAAAUCGGCGGCAAUAUGUGGCUGAUCAAAUGAACCAGUAUGAACUACUACUAGUUCAUUUAAGCACCCACAUUUACUAAUAAAAUAUUAAUGCAAUUGCCUGUUGCGACCAACAGGAAACUGCAUUAAAUUUUUAUUGAAAUUGUCCUAUAUGUCGUAUGAUUAAUAUUUAAGUCAUGUUUAGUCUAAGACUUUUCUUGCAGUGUAACAUUUUCGAGUCACAAAAAAAAAAAAUCACAACUUCUAGAAAAUAAAUUCUCUAA
This is a messenger RNA of Drosophila navojoa, 3242 nucleotides long. RefSeq names its product nubbin (gene nub). Lineage: Eukaryota; Metazoa; Arthropoda; Insecta; Diptera; Drosophilidae. Gene Ontology annotation, molecular function: DNA-binding transcription factor activity, RNA polymerase II-specific; RNA polymerase II cis-regulatory region sequence-specific DNA binding. The record is from RefSeq and is a predicted model, not a curated record. Gene Ontology annotation, biological process: regulation of transcription by RNA polymerase II.